AUGGGAGGCUGCGUCGGCCGGCUGGUGGCAGCACGGGCGCUGGCAAGCCUGCUGGCUCUGUGCCUGCUGCACGCCGCCGCACAGGCGGCAGAUGCAGGCGCCGACAGCGGCACCAGAGAGGCAGAGGCGGAGGCGGAGGUGUCCCUGAUGCGCAGCGUGCGGCAGGCUCUGUACGAGUCUCACCCAGGGCUGGCGUACCGACUGGAGGGCUGGCACCCGGCCGACAAUGUGACCCACCCCUGCGACUGGAACCGAGUGUGGUGCAACGCAGACCGGCGCAUCGCAGUGCUGCGGCUGGCCCCCGACUAUGGAAUGCCUGGCGACGUCGAUGGCAGCGGGCUGCCCUCCUGCGACAGCCCGGCGGCGGCGGGCGGCAACCGCCCGCCUUUUGUGGCGCCGUUGGGCCUAGCUGGGCUGCAGUGGCUGGAGGACUUGGAAGACGCCGCACCCAGCAGCCUGUGCCGCGCACUGGGCGGGCUGACUCUGGCCGCCACGGGCACCGGCUGUGCGCCGCUCCCCGACGUCGCCCCCGGCGCCCUGCCGAGCCUGGUCUCGCUCCUGCUGGCCUUCCCAGGGCUCAGCAGCACGCUGCCUGCCAGCUGGGGUGCGGCUGGCAGCGCGCUGCCCUCGCUGGCGCGCCUCGAAUUACAGCUAGAGGUGUCGGGCCCGCUACCCGCAGCCUGGGCCCGGGGUUUCCGCCUGCUGACCAAGCUGACCAUCACAGGGGCGGACCCCACACCUCCACGCCGCAAGGCCCCGGGCGGCGGCAGGCGCCUGCCGCCGCAGUGGGCUGCGGGCUUCCCGUCGCUGGCCCACUUGGCCCUGUACGCUUUGGGCCUUUCGGGCCACUUCCCACCGGGGUGGAGCAGCAGCGGCUUCCCGGCUCUGAAGUCCCUGUGA
Chlorella variabilis is the source of this 900-nucleotide messenger RNA. RefSeq lists its product as hypothetical. The transcript is spliced from 5 exons. NCBI's taxonomy places the organism in Eukaryota, Viridiplantae, Chlorophyta, Trebouxiophyceae, Chlorellales, Chlorellaceae. Bases 1 to 900 code for a protein of 299 amino acids. The record is from RefSeq and is a predicted model, not a curated record.